ACAGUAGUUCCAUGGUCUUAGCCUUUGUUGGUUAUAAUGAUUGUGGUAACCUAGAUUUCUUUGGUCUGAGUCACAGCACAUCCUGCAGAGCAGAGAGAUGGUGAUAGUCAUACUUAACCAGGAUACAAGCCAUAAAUUACAGAUGACCCCAAUGUUCACUGCACUGUAAGACUUAGUCCAUAGUGUACCUACUGCUAUCUUCAGCACAGGAGUUUAAAGAGUAGCUUUAAGAAGAGCAAGAGGCUGAGAGGAGUGUAUUGACCGUCCACCUCAGACCAUAGCAUGAGCUGGUGUAAUUCCAGCUGAUGUAUUUAAACGUGUUCAUAUCAAGCACACAUUGACCAACACAAAAUAUGUUAGUUUAUGUGAAGAUAUUAUUAAUUGUUGCCAUGACAACCCAAACUGAAGCACCAUGCCCAUGGUCUGGUACCUGCAGCUGCUCAUCAUCUAGCACGUCAAACGAGCAGGCAAAGCAAGUCGAGCCGAAAUACACGGUCAACUGCACUCUCAGGCAACUUCAAGCCAUCCCUCCUAGCUCAGGAAACCCAGCGUCCCUCACAUACGAACUCAUCGACUUUUCUCACAAUAACAUCACUUCCAUACAAGAUGGUGCUUUUCAAGAACUGACUACAGCACAGCGGAUAGUCCGCUUGUCUCUGACACACAACCAGAUCAGCUACAUCCACAGAAAUGCUUUCUUUGUCUUGAAGUACAAGUUGGAUUACCUGUUCCUGGACUAUAACCAUCUGACUACAGUCCCUGGAGAAGCAGUGCGUUAUCUAGCUGCUCUGUCAGAGCUCCACCUAUCCUUCAACAAAAUCAACACGUUCCCUGCGAUGACAUUUCAGGGCUACAUGGAGAGCCUGGAGGAGCUGAAACUCCAAAACAACCAGCUGACCUCUCUUCCAACCAACGCACUUCUGGGUCUUCCUAACAUCUUCCGUGUCCUGGACCUCAGAUAUAACAAUAUAUAUACCCUCAACAUUUGUACUGUUGCUGGUUUUCCUAAUUUACAGCAUGUGAAAAUGGACGGCAAUCAGUUAUCAUGUACCUGUGAUCUCAAGUGGAUGAUAGACAGAGGAGUAAAGCUCCAGAUUUCAGUGUCUACCCCAGUCUACUGCAGCCAGGGGAAAGAUAACAGGGUUCUACCUGAAAGUCUUCAGUGUGGCACUCCCCCUAACUGUGGCUACUCAUCUAAACCUGCAGCCACAAGGAAUCAAACAACUACAACUACAACAGCUGUUACAGUGGCAAAAGACAAAAAUUCAACAAUGGAAAAUCAAGACAACACAGUGGUAAUAGUUGCCAUUGUGGUGGUGAUCGGCAUUGUGAUCAUUGCCGUUAUUGUGGCAGUUGUAGUCAUUUGCUGGAUAAGACACAAACAGCACACCAUGACUAAUAUAGGUCAAGGCCAAAUGGGUAUAGGUGGUCAAGGACAUGACCCACUCAAAGGUGAAGGUCACCAGAUGAGCAUGCCAAUUUCCAUGGCCAAUGGAACAGAGCAUUUAGGGGGUGAAGCUGGAUACGAGCCACCAGUCUCCCAUGAUGCUUCUCACCAGCACAUCUAUACACAGCUCCGUACCCUGCCUCCUACACCAGUUAAUAACGAGACAGGAGAGGCUCAGUAUGAGGUAAUGCAUCCACCUGAUCACCCUGUGUAUCAGAACAAUUAUAGCUACUGUGAUGAUGUGAACGCCACUGUUCCUCAAACACAGAAUACACCAGAAUACUUGGAGCUGUUGCAGUAACUGGAUGGUAUACAUCCUGGGCAAUAACUUACUUUUCCACAUGCUGUCUUUCUAUGCACAAUUAUACAAAGUCUUAACUUACCAUACAGCAGUCUACUUGCUGAUAUAUAAACCCAAAACUCUAAUUACUCAGUUGCCAAAGUGGUGGCAACUAGAAAAGUGAUGACUAUGAUGUCAGUGGAGCUGAGACCAGGAUUGGACAGGCUUUCUGCUGAGCUGAACAAAUCAAUUCUACACACAGCAAUACUUGAUCUGCAUUUCCAUUAUUCCUUUAUCAACACAUUUUAUAUACUUUUUUCAUAAUGCAUUUACAUAUAUCAUGUAUAUGCUAGGUAUAUCCCUCCAAUAUUCUUACUAUAUUACUAGAAUGUUGAGGACCUCUUACUCCUGUACAAGGUUUUCUAUAUUUCAUAUUGUCUCCUGAUAAAUGGUUCAAAUGACUUUAAAUCAGUAAAACCAAAAAACAGAUAAAAUGUUGUGAACUGUUUAAUAACACUUGUAAACAUAUCGAGUAAUACACUUGUUGCAAUGUAUACAAUACUUUGCAAUUAAAAAUAUAUUGACUGAUUAGUGAAAUAACUUCAAUUAUUGGACCCCCAGGUAAAUGUAAUAUUAUCAUACAUUACAUUUCAAUUGUUUCAUUUGGUAGUUAUAACCGUUCAUGAAAUCAUAAUAGGAUAAUUCAUUGUUGGCAUGUUUUCUUUUAAAUGAAAACUUUUCUCACUUUGGUCAUUUGUGCAGGGAGACAGAAUUUUGCAAUAAAAAAGUUUGCUCUAAAAGUUUUGAUUUUCUUCAAGCUGAUUGUGCUGAAAUCCUUCUCCCCCCUCACCUAUCUUCAAACUGGGCAGUGUCCACUGAGCUGGCCGGAGACCACCCUCUAACCCCUUACCUGUCCUCAAACUGGCCAGUGUCCACUGAGCUGGCCUGA
This is a messenger RNA of Lingula anatina, 2676 nucleotides long. RefSeq lists its product as uncharacterized. NCBI's taxonomy places the organism in Eukaryota, Metazoa, Brachiopoda, Lingulata, Lingulida, Lingulidae. Gene Ontology annotation, molecular function: protein binding. The record is from RefSeq and is a predicted model, not a curated record.